Anisakis simplex (herring worm) is the source of this 597-nucleotide messenger RNA. Lineage: Eukaryota; Metazoa; Nematoda; Chromadorea; Rhabditida; Anisakidae. The record is from the annotation of a GenBank genome assembly.
AUGUCGCAAGCAAUUCAAAGUGAGAAUUACGUAAGAGAAUCGCCGUUGGAUCGAUUCAUUCGAGUUGUUCCCUCAACUGCUCACAGUUCAGAUGGGCUUGUCUCGAAGUACUUUCCUCUUGCUUCUUAUCGCUUAUCGUACCAACAAAAUUCAUGCAAUUUGCAGCAAGCGUUCAGUCGUUUGCAAGCUCAGUGUCCGUUGUGUAAGCAGUGGUAUGGUGCACCACAAGGCAAUCAACCACCAGGCUCAACCAUGACCAUACAUAAGUAUCCUGGUUCGGUGCCUGGCUUUUCGGAUGCUCACGGUUACUUUUGUAUCGAGUACAACGUACCAAGUGGUGUGCAGUCGGUUUGUUUUUUUUUNNNNUUUUUCUGGAGUUCGACGAUACGCCUAUCUGCCGAUCAAUGCAGAAGGCGAGAAGAUGAUCUCAUAAAAGUGUUCUCGCAGAUUCUUCAACUAUUCAAAUUAGCAUUCUCCAAUCGCCUUAUGUUUACGGUUGGUGAUUCGGUGAGUACGGGUCAAUGCGAUGUGGUCAUCUUUAAUGGUAUUCACAACAAAACGAAUUUAUUUGGUGGGCCACAGAAGUACGUUACUUGA